GACAAGGGAACCGAGCCAGCAGGCCUGGGGCAGAGGCGGUUCCAGGGUGAGGUGGACAUCAGUGGCAGCAGCAGCAGGCGGAGAGGUUUAUCUGCCCUGCAGCCUGGGGUGCCAAAGGGGCCACAUCCAUCUGGAGAGACCACGUGCAGCCAUCAGAUGCUGCCAAGGGAUCUCAAGGCAGCAGCAUGAGCAGAGAUCUCUCAGUGUCACGUAACUGAACCACAACCGUACGUGUUUGAAACCACUGAGAGACACCAGCUUGGAGCCAGAGCGCAGCGCCGAGCUGUCACCACACACCAAAGCAGCAGCAGGAUCUCAAGAUCCCUUGAGGAAUGGGGUUUGGGAGUGCAUAAAGUGACUGUGCUCUCUCGGCGAGGCAGCUCCCUUGGAGAAGCAGGUGAGGCGAUCUUCAGGAGCAGAGCUCGAGGCCCUCCUUCCUGUGGGACAGGGACUAAGGCUCUUGGCAGACACCCCAUCCUCUGCUAGGGCAGAGAGUACAUCAUGAACACCGCCGACAACUGUUCUUGCCCCAUGGCUUUUAACACCACCAAGUACUUCCUCAUUCCCAUCUACUCCGUGGUAAUAGGGACUGGCUUGCCUCUGAACUUCCUGGCAUUCUGGGUCCUGGUGUCCCAGAUCAAAAAGGCUGUGGUCCUUUCAGUCUUUGUGAUGAACCUGGUGGUGGCUGACCUACUGCAGACCUUGACACUGCCCUUCUGGAUCUACUACAGCCAUCAGGAUCACCGCUGGGACCUGGGGGAGAUCAGUUGCAAGGUGGUCCACCUGAUCUUCCUCACAAACUUCUACGCCAAGAAUGGUUUCCUGUGCCUCAUUGCUGCAGAGCGCUAUCUCGGCCUGGUCCACCCCCUGCACUUCCACGGGCUGCAGACAAUGCGCAGUGCCGCCAAGGUCAGCGCAGCCACGUGGCUGAUGGUCAUUGGCCUCUGCUCCUUGGGCAACUGGCUGCAGAACCUGGGGUCAAACCACUGCUAUGACUGCUACCCACAAGCCACAGAGUACAUCCAUUUCCGAUGGUUUGUCUUGGGCAUCUCCUUCCUCCUACCCUGCUUCUUCAUGGGUUUCUGCAACAUCCAGGUCCUGUGCAAGAUUAGACAGGUGUCAUUCCUGGAGCAGGAGAAGAAGCAGCACAUGUGCUGGUUUAUGUCCCUCAUCAUCAUCUCCUUCUUCCUGCUCUUCCUCCCUUAUCAGGUGAUUUUCUUGUUGAAGCACCUGAUGAAGUCACCAGACCUUGACAUAUGUCCUCUGGAAGAGAAGUUUUUCACCUACAGCCAGGUGGCAAAGAGCCUUGCCACAUUGGGCAACAUCACAGAUCCCCUUCUCUACAUCCUGCUCCUCGAAGAGGGGAGGGCAGAGCUCAGGACCUGCUUCAGAAACAUGGUCUUGAGAUCAGCGUCGUAA
This is a messenger RNA of Alligator sinensis (Chinese alligator), 1419 nucleotides long. Its product is annotated as probable G-protein coupled receptor 132. Lineage: Eukaryota; Metazoa; Chordata; Crocodylia; Alligatoridae. The record is from RefSeq and is a predicted model, not a curated record. Gene Ontology annotation, biological process: G protein-coupled receptor signaling pathway. Gene Ontology annotation, cellular component: membrane. Bases 502 to 1419 code for a protein of 305 amino acids. The transcript is spliced from 3 exons. Gene Ontology annotation, molecular function: G protein-coupled receptor activity.